AUGGGGAAGGAUAUGAAUUUUUUCAAUUCUCCUCGUAAAAGUGAAGUCUGUACGGUCGCUUGCGACCGCACCUUUGAAAGUAUAUCUGAGUUAAAAAUUCCCUUCAGUUUUGAGUCUGGAGUUGCUUUCUUUGUGGGUUCAUGCAAUGGCUUGUUGUGUCUCUGGAAUUUGGACGCUGAUAUGUACUUGUGGAACCCCAGCAUUAGAAAAUUCAAGACGUUACCUUCUUGUACUAAUUUGAAACCCCAUCGACGUCGUACACUCGGAUUUGCUUAUGAUUCCCAAAAUAAUGACUACAAGGUUGUGAGGAUUUGGUUUGAUUAUCAUAAACCCAUGAUUAUGGUGUACACAUUAAGUUUGGAUUCAUGGGAAAUAGUAAUCUCGUGGAGUCCCAAUGUUGUGUACUACCAAAUUAACUCUGAUAUGCCAUCCCCAUUUGUUAGUGGACAUUUGCAUUGGAUGCUUGUUAGGAUGGAAAGAAGAGGAGAAGGACAAGGGAUGCGCAAUACUAGAAUGAUAUUGUCGUUUGAUGUCAAUAGUGAGAAAUUCAAUGAGCUACCGCUGCCUGAUGUUGAACGUGGUUCCUUUAAAGAACAGAAGUGUCUUAUAUCAUUCAAGGGGAAACUGGCUUUAUCUAUAUUGGGAGAACAACCACAUGGCAUGUUGAUCUCCAUAUGGGUGAUGAUGAAGUAUGGUGUGCAUGAAUCUUGGAAUAAACUUUGUGUUGUAUCAGCUGAAAAUACAAUUUUUGUUGUAUCGAAUAAAAUCUUGACUCGUUUGAUUGGUUUCACCAAGGAUGGUCCACUUCUAAUUCAAAAGAAUUAUAAGAAGACAAAGAGGUCCAGAUUGAAAAACAAGUAUGUUUUAAUUGACCCUGAAACUCUACAUGAGAAGGCUACUAGUAUUAAAGGUGAAAAUGUUUUAGCUAUGGAUGGUUACAUGGAGAACCUUGCUUUACUUGAUGGUGUAAAUGUGGAAUUUACUGAGAAGUGGUAUGGAUGA
Quercus robur (English oak) is the source of this 1002-nucleotide messenger RNA. RefSeq names its product F-box protein At3g07870-like. NCBI's taxonomy places the organism in Eukaryota, Viridiplantae, Streptophyta, Magnoliopsida, Fagales, Fagaceae. The record is from RefSeq and is a predicted model, not a curated record. The transcript has a single exon. The coding region runs from base 1 to 1002 and encodes 333 amino acids.